Molecule: messenger RNA, 823 nt
Organism: Brassica oleracea var. oleracea
Lineage: Eukaryota; Viridiplantae; Streptophyta; Magnoliopsida; Brassicales; Brassicaceae
Exons: 3
Coding region: 223-744 (173 amino acids)
Source: RefSeq, a predicted model, not a curated record
AUCUCUAAGCUCGUGAUCAUCUACUUGAUCUCAAGCUCAUUAUUAUGUUCAUUAUUCUCUUCAUGACCUAAAAGGCGCUUUUAGUCGUGCUCAUCAUAUUCUUCCAUCAUAAAACCGACUUCUAAACCUGGUUGUUUCAGAUUAUUACAAACCAAAGUUUCAAGUUCUUCAGAUCGAAUCUUCUUGAGAUCUUGAUGAAAUAAAGUCUUAAUUCAUUGGAACAUGGAGAAGCUUCUCAAUCCGUACGAACAGCAGUACAUGAAAAUGGCUAUGCUUAAACAUGAAGAAACGUUCAAGCAACAGGUAUAUGAGCUUCAUAGGUUAUAUCAAGUCCAAAAGAUUUUGAUGAAGAACAUGCAGAUCAACGAGGGGAAUAAUGUAAGUUCAGGACUAGGGACGUUCAUCAGAAGAGUUGACCAUGAUAUUGACCAACCGGUGAAUUUUCCCGGCGGAGGAGAAUCCGGUGGUAAUAAUAUAGAGAUUAUGGACGAGAGUGAGAUAGAGCUAACGCUUGGACCGUCAUGUUACGGUGGCGAUUUGAUGAGACUGAACAAGAAGAAGAGAAAGAAUUCUUGGCCGGAGAUAAUGGACGAAAAUUUAAAUUCCGGCCGCCAGAGCUUUUCGUCGUCUUCGACAGGGUCAAGCAAUAAUAACCUCAACAAUCUUGAAGAACAAGAGAGAUUAAUGAAACAUCAGAAGCAGAAGCAGCCAUGGCUUCAAGCAUUGACCUUGAAUGUUAUUUGAUAAUAAUAAAUAAUAUUCAUAGUAGCUAUAUUCUGAAAUAGAUUUCUCUUCCUCUCUUCGAUUUAGUAUAUUUUUACCA